AUGGAAACCUGGUCAGUGCUCAUGGUGGAAAGUGAUGCCGCCAAAGAGUCCAAGCUGUCAGAUCUAUUGGUGCGGUAUCUGGAACCACAGCAGUUGUCUCUGCGCUGUGAGUCGUGCAAGGCCGAAAGGACUGGAAAUCUGCACGUUUCCAUUGAGGGUUUGCCAGAAGCAGUUCUUUGUGGAUUUACAAGAGCUGGUGCAAUAACCGAAGAUGGCGUGCAACUACGUCAUCACAGCCCCAUUGACUGCGAGGCAGAGCAGCAACUUGGAGGCGAAGAAUGUGGUCUCGUGGCACUCGUGGAGCAUGUCAGUGGGGAGGCUGGUGAGUCGCGGUCAGGCCAUUUCGUUACGUGGGCCAAAGAAGGGACUGGGUGGAAAUGCUGCGACGAUGCAAUCGUCAAGCUUCACCCGAAGCUACCGAGAACAGUUCCUUCGAACGUCGUCUUAGCGUUCUACUCCAAACGGCAAGCCGCUGCGCGCGAAGCCAGGGAGUUGCCAGCACCCUCUGCCGGCCAGACUCAGACUAUCCGCGCAUCUCAGGAACCAUCCGCUCAAGUCGCAGAGUCAGUUGAAGCGUGCGCAAGCACGCCCAGAAGCAGGCAAGCUCGCGAAACUGCCGAAAUGCCGCAGGGCUUGCUGCCUCAAGACAGCGACGGCCAUCUUCAGUUUGAAGCUUCCGUCGCGGCAUUGCUGGAAACAUACAAGUCCGGUGAAGAUUGCGCGCCGACGCUGGCGUCCUUGCCUUUGUAUUCUUGCGAAGUUCUUGAUCCUUCCUGGAGCGACUUGCGUGGUCGACUUGACAGAUGCUUGCAAGAAUAUGUGCAAGGCAAGAUCGUGGCGGCCGACGCUGUCUAUCUGGCGACCCCCAUCUGGAGGACAACUUUUUUCCCUAUCGCAGUCCUGCUAGAGGCCUGGUCGCGAACGACAGGAUUGCCGACCCUCUUUUACAUCGAUUCCUUCUUCGCGCUGUUGGCCAGCUUGUUGAACAAGCAAGUGAGUUAUAAUGUUGCAGGCUUCGAUGUGCGAGCAAGAUACUGGGCCGUCGGCACGGCGUCGCCGGGCUCCGGCAAAAGCCCGGCUCUGGAUCCAAUGAAGGAGGCGCUGUUGGAGGUUUUGCGGGAAGACCCCGACCUCGCGCCGGGCGGGCCCGGUGACGGUUUCCACGUGCAACCGGUGGGCACCCAUGCUGCCGCUGUAGACAGACUUCGAUGCACAGGAGGUUACCAAUUUAUCGGAGCAGGGGAAGGAGGAACGCACAUUAACUGGCAAAGAUAUUUGGACGCAGCUACAGGUGGUCCAGUUCCCUGGGAAACAGCAGUGGAGCGACAGGCACGUCGACGCAGUGCAGCCGCGGAAGAGCACGAUGUCAAUAUCGUCGAUGAAACAAACGUGUCCGUCGUCAUUCUCCAGCAAUGGUCCUUGCUGCCCACAUGGUGGGCAGCUUCAGAAGAAAAGUGCAGCAUCGGCCUGGCUGGGCGCUUUGUUUUUUCCUUUGCUGCUGCCGGCGAGCCUGGGCCUCCGCAAACAGCACAGUUUGGACAGCAGGUUGCCCUGCCUAUCCUGAAACGCAUCUUCCGAAUUGUGCUGCGAACCUUGGGGCCACACUCUCCACUGCCCACCGAUAGCCCUCUGCUGAGUUGGGUCGCAGACGCCGAAGGAUUGCAGGCCGUGUACGAGUUUCGGCUGCUGUGUUCUGAUCUAACCAAAACUCUCGACAUGGACGAGACCUUUGCGUCUUGUGUCAACAAGUCUGGCUACUGGCUGACGACUAUUGCUUUUUGGACAAGCGUCCUGAGCCAGGUCUGGCCGCGCGCAGCAGGCGGCCGAGACGAUGUCGUUCUGCAUGCACAAGUGCAGCGUGACUCGUUGAAGCUUGCCAUGGAGUUCUUUACUUCCAGGUUUUUGCAAGGUGCAGCAGUGCUUUCUGCAGAUGUGCGCGGUCGCACCUGGGUCAGGAAGCGGCCGCCUUGCAUCGCCAAAGCGAGCCAGCGGUGGAACCUCGCUGCAUUGCUGCUUCUCAAGAGUUCGUGCGGUGUCAGCAUAACAGCAGCCGUGGCCUAA
Molecule: messenger RNA, 2061 nt
Organism: Symbiodinium sp. CCMP2592
Lineage: Eukaryota; Dinophyceae; Suessiales; Symbiodiniaceae
Source: the annotation of a GenBank genome assembly